Molecule: messenger RNA, 1767 nt
Organism: Epinephelus fuscoguttatus (brown-marbled grouper)
Lineage: Eukaryota; Metazoa; Chordata; Actinopteri; Perciformes; Serranidae
Product: E3 ubiquitin-protein ligase TRIM21-like
Exons: 2
Coding region: 130-1767 (545 amino acids)
Molecular function (GO): protein binding; zinc ion binding
Source: RefSeq, a predicted model, not a curated record
GUACUGCCAGAAAGACAGAAGAGCUGCAGCUGCAACAAGUCUCUGUGUUUCUGUCCUUAGAAAAAUUGGACUAUUCAGAAAGUCUUCGUCAACAACCCGCUAGAAUCUCUGCAAACACUGUGUGUAGCUAUGUCUACUGCCAGCUUUCUGCUAUCCGAAGAUCAGUUUCGGUGCUUCAUCUGUAUGGAUGUCUUUACUGAUCCUGUCAGCACAUCAUGUGGACACAACUUCUGCAAAAACUGUAUCACUAAUCACUGGAAUACUAAUGACCAUUACCAGUGUCCCAUGUGCAAAAAGACUUUUACCACAAGACCUGAGCUGCACGUUAACACUCUGUUCUCUGGGAUGGUCGCUCAGUUCAGACAGUCAGCUCAACAGAAAGCCAGCAGCAGCAGCUCACAGCAACAAGUGUCCAAACCAGGAGAAGUUCCCUGUGACAUCUGCACUGGAACCAAACUGAAGGCCCUGAAGUCCUGCCUGGUGUGUCUGGUCUCCUACUGUGAGACUCACCUGGAGCCUCAUGUGAAAAUGUCAGGUCUGAAAAGACAUCCGCUUAUCAACCCUGUGGAGAACCUGGAAGACAGGAUAUGCAAGAAGCAUGAUAAACCUCUGGAGCUGUUCUGCAAGACCGACCAGACAUGUGUCUGUACACUCUGCCCUGUUUCAGACCACAAGACACAUGAUGUUGUUCCUCUGAGGGAAGAAUAUAAAAACCAGAAGGCCGAGCUGGGGAAGACAGAGGCUGAAAUUCAGCAGAUGAUCCAGAAGAGACGACUGAAGAUUCAGGAGAUCAAACACUCAGUCGACCUCAGUGAGAAAGAUGCAGACAGGGUGAAAGCAGAAGGUGUUCAGGUCUUUACUGCUCUGAAGGAGUCUGUUGAGAGAGGCCAGGCUGAUCUCAUCAAAACAACAGAAGAGAAGAAGAGAAUGACACAGAAACAGGCUGAAGGCUUCAUCAAAGAGCUGGAACAGGAAAUCUCUGAGCUGAAGAAAAAAAGCACUGAGGUGAAGCAGCUCUCACGCACUGAAGACCACCUCCAACUUCUCCAGUGUAUCCAGUCCCUGAAAGCUGCUCGACUAUCCAAGGACUGGACAGGGGUCACCGUCUGUCCACCUUUAUAUGAGGGGACUGUGGUGAGAGCUGUGUCUCAGCUGGUGGAGACACUCAAUAUAGAGAUGAAGAGGCUGGUUGCUGAGCCUGAAAUGAAGAGGGUCCAGCAGUAUGCAGUGGAUGUGACUCUUGAUCCUGAAACAGCAAAUCCCUAUCUCAUCCUGUCUCAUGAUGGGAAACAAGUGAAACAUGGUGAUGUAAAGAAACAUCUCUCAGACAGCCCAAAGAGAUUUUCCCGUUAUAUUUGUGUCUUAGGAAAGCAGAGUUUCUCUUCAGGCAGAUCUUACUUUGAGGUUCAGGUUAAAGAAAAGACUGAAUGGGCUUUGGGAGUGGCCAGAGAGUCGAUCAACAGGAAGGGAGACGUCCCACUGACUCCCCAGGAUGGUUACUGGACUGUAUGGAUGAUAAAGGGAAAUGAGUACAUCGCUCUCGCCGUUCCUACAGUCCGUCUGUCUCUGAAGUCUCGUCCUCAGAAGGUGGGGGUGUUUGUGGAUUAUGAGGAGGGUGUGGUCUCCUUUUAUGACGUAGAUGCUGCAGCUCUUAUCUACUCCUUUACUGGCUGCUCCUUCACUGGGAAACUCUUCCCAUACUUUGGCCCCUGCGCUAAUAAUGGUGGUAAAAAUUCUGCAUCUCUGAUCAUCUUACCUGUCAAUUAA